This is a messenger RNA of Dovyalis caffra, 1086 nucleotides long. NCBI's taxonomy places the organism in Eukaryota, Viridiplantae, Streptophyta, Magnoliopsida, Malpighiales, Salicaceae. The record is from the annotation of a GenBank genome assembly.
AUGAAGGCACUCAUUCUUGUUGGAGGGUUUGGGACUCGUUUGAGGCCUUUAACGCUCAGUGUACCAAAGCCACUGGUUGAUUUUGCUAACAAACCCAUGAUACUGCAUCAGAUUGAAGCCCUCAAAACAAUUGGAGUCACUGAAGUGGUUUUGGCAAUUAACUACCAGCCAGAGGUUAUGCUGAAUUUCUUGAAAGAAUACGAGAAAAGGCUUGAAAUUAAGAUCACGUGCUCGCAGGAGACUGAGCCACUUGGAACAGCAGGUCCUUUAGCUCUAGCUAGAGAAAAGCUCAUUGACGAUUCUGGUUUGCCUUUUUUUGUUCUUAACAGUGAUGUUAUAAGUGAGUAUCCAUUAAAACAAAUGAUUGAAUUUCACCAAGGCCAUGGAGGGGAGGCAUCCAUUAUGGUAACCAAGGUGGAUGAACCUUCAAAGUAUGGUGUGGUGGUUAUGGAAGAAACUACCGGGAAGGUUGAGAAAUUUGUAGAGAAGCCAAAAAUAUUUGUUGGUAACAAGAUCAAUGCUGGAAUCUACUUGUUGAACCCCUCUGUUCUUGAUCGGAUUGAAUUGAGGCCCACCUCAAUAGAGAAAGAAGUCUUCCCAGAGAUUGCAGCAGAGAAUAAGCUAUAUGCCAUGGUCCUGCCUGGGUUCUGGAUGGACAUUGGACAGCCUAAAGACUACAUUACAGGUCUGAGACUAUACCUGGAUUCUUUGCAGAAAAAUUCCUCUCCAAAACUAGCCACUGGGCCACACAUUGUUGGAAAUGUUUUGGUUGAUGAGAGUGCUGUAACUGGAGAAGGAUGUCUAAUCGGACCAGAUGUAGCAAUUGGCCCAGGUUGUGUAAUAGACUCAGGAGUUAGGCUUUCCUGCUGCACUGUAAUGCGGGGAGUGCAUAUCAGGAAGCAUGCUUGCAUCUCCAAUAGUAUCAUUGGAUGGCAUUCAACUGUGGGGAGAUGGGCUCAUGUAGAGAACACGACAAUCUUAGGAGAAGAUGUUCAUGUUGGCGAUGAAGUUUACAGUAAUGGGGGUGUUGUCCUGCCUCAUAAGGAAAUAAAGUCUAGCAUUUUGAAGCCAGAAAUUGUCAUGUGA